AUGGGAAUCGACCUCGACCGCCACCAUGUUCGAGACGGGCACCGCAAGGUCCCUAAGUCCACCAACCCCUACGUCAGGCUGUUGGUGCGCCUUUACAAGUUCCUGGCUCGCCGUACCGAUGCCAACUUCAACAAGACCGUUCUGCGACGCCUCAUGAUGUCGAAGACCAACCGUCCCCCGGUCUCUGUUUCCAAGAUCGUCGCGAACGCCGCCAACAAGCACUCCGCCAAGGAGCACGCCGGCAAGACCGUCGUUGUUGUCGGUACCGUCACUGACGACAACCGCAUGCUCGAGGUCCCCAAGCUCUCCGUUGCGGCUCUCCGCUUCACCGCCUCUGCCCGCGCCCGCAUCGAGAAGGCCGGUGGUGAGUGCCUCACCAUCGACGAGGUCGCUACCCGCUUCCCCACUGGAUCCAACACCCUCCUCCUCCGUGGACCCAAGAACGCCCGUGAGGCCUUCAAGCAUUUCGGCUUUGGUCCCCACUCCCACAAGAAGCCUUACGUCGAGAGCAAGGGCCGCAAGUUCGAGCGUGCCCGUGGACGCAGAAGGUCGCGUGGUUUCAAGGUUUAA
Molecule: messenger RNA, 570 nt
Organism: Alternaria triticimaculans
Lineage: Eukaryota; Fungi; Ascomycota; Dothideomycetes; Pleosporales; Pleosporaceae
Exons: 5
Coding region: 1-570 (189 amino acids)
Biological process (GO): translation
Cellular component (GO): ribosome; cytosolic large ribosomal subunit
Molecular function (GO): RNA binding; structural constituent of ribosome
Source: RefSeq, a predicted model, not a curated record